GUGUGUGUGUGUAUCCCCUGCCCCAGUGCUCAUUUUUCCUCCGCUCCCUUGUCCUUGCAUUCAUCCACUGGGCUUGUGAGACGCCCCUCCCAAACGACUGCGCCCUUCAUUGUGAUUCGGUGGCUCGAUCCCUCAGGGGCCCGCUUCUGUCUUUCCAAGUGGUCAGUGUCCACUGCUACGUACUCCCUGCGCCCGUCAACUCGACUCUUCGUCUUUCUCUCAACCCAAACACGAUCACAUUCCUUUCGACCAGCAUCACACUCGACGAAUUCGACCACAUCGCCAUCGAGGCAACAACAUCAAUACGACUGGAUUUCCAAGGCUGCAACGUCUCAUAUUUCCAGCUUCACGCACUCGCUUACCUGCAUUGCCGAUUCCGUUGAUCUCAGGGGUCUUUGUGUCAAGUCUGAAACACCUCGCAUUCUUGGAAGGAGAACGGCCUCGAUUCUUCCAACCUCGCUCUUUGCAAUCGUCAUUGAAUACCGCAACACUAUCGAACAGAAAACAACAGUCGAGAGUUGAAAAUACAUCGCAGAAGCAGCGCUGGUCGCUGCUAGAGAAUUGACAAAGAGCUCGACAACCCGCGCCCAUCGUGGAAGGUUGCACUUGUGUGCAGUCUGCCUGUUCUUGCAUAUCACCGACUUUUGGAUUGCUACCACCAACCUCGAUCCUUCUUUGGCCAAAAUCAUCGAGUCUGAGCAACUAUUGUACGGGGAAGAAAUCUUGUGUCGAUAUUUCGAAUAUACUCCCGACUUUUGGUAUAACCCAAUUAUCAUUACAACAAAGUAAACCUACAAGAAUGACGCGAUCACUACUUCGAGCUGUCGUGCUGACUUCGGCACUUGCGCUCUUCGCAACCCCUUCCACAGCACAGUCCUCCCCCACGUCGACAGAAGCCGCCGGGGCUAUCCAAACAUUAGACUGCUAUCAGCUUCAUAACCCUACUUUCCUCCAGGAUCAAGGUGCCAAUACCUUCCAGUCUUCUGGGUAUUGUCAGGGAGUAUGUGCGGGCCUCAACAAACCCGUUAUGGCCACCACAGGUGGCACAAAUUGCUUCUGUGGCGAUGAACUGCCUCCUCCGAGUGCGAAAGUAGACGGUGACAACUGCAAUGCUCCUUGCAAAGGAUACAAUCAGCAAACUUGUGGCGGCAUUGGUGGCUAUUUCCAGCUCUAUCUCUCUGGCUUGACUGGUAAUGUCGAGAUAGCGCCAGAUCCUAGCUCCUCUGCAUCGGCCAGCCUGACUGCAACCAAGUCUACCGCUCCAGUUGUCACCAUGACAGUGCCACCUACAAGUGCUCUACCUGCAAGCUCCACCAGCUCCGCCGCUAAGGCUGGAAAGUCUUCGAGCCCCAGCAAAGUUGGUAUUGCUGUUGGGGUGGUGGUAGGUGUGAUCGCUUUGGCCGGCAUCAUCGGCGCAGUGGUGCUAUUUAUGAAGCGAAGGAGGAACCGCGAGAUCGAAGAGGAACACCGUCGCAACGCUGCCAUUGGCUCUGCAAAAUCUGACAAAUCGUCUGUCACUGACCAGCGGCUGGACCCAUCCAUCUACUCACAUCGUCGUCAAAGCAUUGGCAGUAUCGCUGAUGAGCGAGACUUUUCCCGGAGGAUACUACAGGUACGGAAUCCUGAUCGAGACUCGAGAACAUCCAACUUGGCAUAAAGUCCGCGUCAUCCUGGGAAGACUGUUCGGUCUGCCAGAUUCGAUCACGAUCUCUGCCACGAAUUUUCUGUCUGGAACUUUGUGUCAUCACAUACUCUCACGACUUUGAAGUUGCGAUUAGCCAUCUCCGCCGUUGAACAAUAUAUACAAUACAGCUUUGCUUUUCUCCAUUUCAGCAUUACAAUCGAAAUGAUGACUGUCCUUUCCCAACCGCUACAUUCCUUUAUAAGUUAUCACGGUGUUAUUAGACCAGCACACUCACGCUCCUUUCUAGUUGUGGUUGAAGCAUAGCUUGGCGUUGGUGGUUCAGGUGAAUGUUUGAGUGACUUGGUUGUUUAUCCCUUGAACCAGAGACUUGGAGCAGAAGGCAACUUGGUCAAAGAAGAAAAAGAAGAAGAAGAAUCAGAAGCAGAUCGUCGUCAAAGACAUGAGAAUCUUGACUCGUUAUACCUCAGAUAUUUUGUGUCUUGUGUGGCUUGGAAGGAGGAGAGGAUGAGGAUUUUGAGGUAUAUCACAGAACAUUCUGGCGACCUUAUCUUAAUUAAUUAAUCCGCCGAUAUUGGCCAAUGUCGUUUGGGUUAUCGUCUUACGGGACGGACAAAGCUUGGAAAGAUUCUUGCAACGAGCAAGGGCAAUGUAAAGGAUAGGCAAAGGACGUGUGCGACUUUGUACUUCUAUCUGAGGCCACGAUGAGUUGGACGAGAGUUGGACAUGACGAGUCAUGUGUCGAGCAAUCUUUUGUUGCUAGGUUAGAUAUUUUCUCCUGUACUACUACUAUAACUACUACGAUCUAAAAAA
Exophiala oligosperma is the source of this 2455-nucleotide messenger RNA. RefSeq lists its product as uncharacterized. The transcript is spliced from 2 exons. Lineage: Eukaryota; Fungi; Ascomycota; Eurotiomycetes; Chaetothyriales; Herpotrichiellaceae. The record is from RefSeq and is a predicted model, not a curated record. Bases 800 to 1657 code for a protein of 285 amino acids.